This is a messenger RNA of Panicum hallii, 1650 nucleotides long. RefSeq names its product F-box/kelch-repeat protein SKIP30. The record is from RefSeq and is a predicted model, not a curated record. The transcript has 2 exons. Gene Ontology annotation, molecular function: protein binding. Bases 321 to 1382 code for a protein of 353 amino acids. Lineage: Eukaryota; Viridiplantae; Streptophyta; Magnoliopsida; Poales; Poaceae.
CUCUCCGGGUUGCUUCUCCUCACGUCUCACCACCCUCCUCUUCUCCCAGUGACCUCCCACCCGGCCACCCCUCCUCCCCCAUCCCAAAUCCACCACCACCCGCCGGAAACCCUAAAUCACCUGCCUAGCUUGCGCGGUUACGGCCUGCCCGGCGCCUCGCGGGCUCCAAGGGGUGCGUCUCGCGGGGCCAUCGCUGUCGACCGCCAUAACCGCCGCCGCGGCCUCCUACCUCGACUGGACCGGGGACGGGUGGAGAUCCAUCGAUUUCUCCGUUUCCUGGCUUCUGAAGUAUUGUUGCUUUAUUGCUGCAUUAUGAUCAUAUGAUUGUGUGCACAAUGGAAUCAACUUUACUUGAUGGUCUCCCUAAUGAAGUUGCUCGCCAGUGCCUUGCACGGGUCCCGUUCUUGUUUCAUCCCAUGCUUCAGUUGGUUUGCCGUUCUUGGAGAGAAUCAGUUCGCAGUGGUGAACUUCUCAAAAUACGGAAUCAGAUUGGUGCGACAGAAGAACUGUUAUGUGUAUUGGCAUUUGAACCAGAAAACAUGUGGCAACUUUAUGAUCCCCUUCGGGACAAGUGGAUAACUCUCCCUAUCAUGCCAUCUCAGAUUAGGAACAUAGCCCGCUUUGGAGUGGCCUCAGUUGCUGGCAAGCUCUAUGUAAUCGGUGGUGGCAGUGAUCGAGUUGAUCCACUUACCGGAGACCAUGACAGGAUCUUUGCGAGCAAUGAGGUUUGGUCUUAUGAUCCGCUACACCGAGUGUGGUCCCAGAGGGCUCCAAUGCUUGUGGCUCGAGCAAUGUUUGCUUGUUGUGCAUUGGAUGGUAAAAUAAUCGUGGCCGGGGGAUUCACAAACUGUCGCAAAUCGAUAUCAAAGGCUGAGAUCUAUGACCCUGAAGCUGACACGUGGGAGCCUCUCCCUGACCUUCGUCAGGCACACAGCUCUGCAUGUUCUGGACUUGUCAUCAAGGGUAAGAUGCAUGUAUUGCAUAAAGGCCUGUCAACAGUGCAGAGUCUGGAAGAUGGUGGCAGUCAGUGGGCUGUUGAAGAUUUCUCUUGGCUGCAAGGCCCAAUGGCGAUGGUUGGUGGAGAGCUCUAUGUGCUGAGCAAUAGCUGUAUUAUGAAGCAACGUGGGGAGAACUUUCCUGAUAAGAUGGUGUCUUGUGCAUCUGAAUUCCAAAGCAGGAUCGGCUUCGGGAUGAUUGGUCUUGGCGACAGCAUAUAUUUGGUUGGGGGAGUGAUUGGACCAGGGCCAAGAAACCAGUGCAUCAAGCCGCUGUCUGAUGUUGAUAUCUUGAAUGUCACAAGCGAGAGACCAACCUGGCGACCAGGGUCACCAAUGACACAUUGUCGAGGGAGCAUCUGCGGCUGUGCUUUGUUGAGGAUUUAGCCCGUUUCCAGCUUGAGCUGUUGCUGAAUCGAUUGGAGAUGGCUUUCAUUCGUCCUAAUUUUUGUUUUAUUUAAAGGAGGGCUGUUGAUUAUGCUUUGCCUUUGGAUCUCAUGUUGUAGCGUUGAGGGCAUGCAUUGGUCAUGACCCAGUGUCAGAUUGCCGAUCAGAUAUAUACUAUAUUUACCAUGAAUGUUGUUACAGUCAUAGUAGAUACUACUAUAUGCAUAUGUGCACUUGGAACUAACAUGUCUUCGUGCUAUGUCUAAAA